Molecule: messenger RNA, 1073 nt
Organism: Drosophila gunungcola (fruit fly)
Lineage: Eukaryota; Metazoa; Arthropoda; Insecta; Diptera; Drosophilidae
Product: platelet-derived growth factor receptor alpha-like
Exons: 4
Coding region: 222-1016 (264 amino acids)
Source: RefSeq, a predicted model, not a curated record
ACGAGACGCGAGCCGGACUCUUGAUUCCAAGCAGCACUUCUUAAAAGUUUUAGGUCUAGUAAGUGAAAUCGCACUUAACCAUCUCGAAGUUUUAAAAACUGUAUUUAAACCCAUUCCAACCGAAAUUAGCAAUUUCUUUUGUCUUAAAGCGUAAUCGGACGGUAAUCAAUAUUUUACAAUAUUUAUCUACAAAAAUAACAAAAAAGGAGAGCAACUUUGCAAUGCUUUUAACUAAGUCUUUGAUCCCAAUUCUUUUUUACAUUGGGAUCGUUUUAAGUAAUGAAGCACCCCGGAUCAAGCCCUGCAAUAGCUUCAUAAUUCUUGAACUCAAGACGAAUUUCACGCUGGAAUGCGAGUCCGAUGAGCCGGUGAUCUGGUGGACAGAACACGAUUUAGGACAAUUGACUGCGACGAAUACGUACAAUAAAACACAGGAUAGAAAUACAAUUUACGUCAACAGUCUUCAACUGAGCGACAUCAGUACUGAUCUUGUAGCCGCCUACUAUUGCAUCAAAGACUCGAAACUGAGAAAUCUCAAUCAAGAGUCGAAAGACUCAGAAAAGUCGAUGGUUGAGCUAGUGGACCAAGCGCAGUCCUCAUCCAUUUACGUUUACGUUAACGAUCCGGAUAACAAGGUGGUCGGCUCCGAUAUUAAUUUAAUAGCUAAACCGUACACCGACCUGGUCAUUCCCUGCAAGCCUUCAACGCCAGACACAGAGUUGGUGCUGAAGUCACUGGACUCUACCUGGAAAAUCAGUUCAAAGGGUCAAAUAGAAGGCAACCCCAAGUUUUUCGAGAACAUGAGAUAUCACCCGAGACGAGGAUUCACCUUUCGUGUCAUUGAAUUCAUAUCCGGUUACAUAACCUGCAAUGAUCAUCUCUAUGACAUUUCCUACAAGAAGGAUAAAAAAAGCUACAUCAACUUGAACGUACCUACGAACACCUAUUUUGUACGGGAGUCUACAUACUCCAGGGCAACAAUUUCUUCGAUACAGUCAUACGGGUGUUUAUUGUAAACGUGACCAACGACUUAUGCAAAAAUAAUUAUCAAUAAAAAACCUUUUUCAAAUUGU